UAUCUCUGGCGUUAUCUUUCGUCUUGACCGGAGCUCCGUGGGAUGUCCCCAACCUUGUCUCAAUUCUGCGUAGAGACCAGCUAGCGCCUGGCCAUUAGGGUGAAGCUUUCUGUGAUCUCUACCCAAAACGUAAAAGAAUAAGCAUAAAAUUCCUUCAAAAUGACAAUAUUAGUGUUAUGAGAAUAGUGACUCAACUAAAGUGAAUAGAUAAACCAGUGAUCGAAUGCCCUAGCUUCUACAGAGAAAGUCAGAAAAAAAAGUAAGCCCGUAUCCCUCAACCACAUACAGAGAGGACCUAUCUGAAGGCGAGAAAAAAUACGCUUCAACCGCAGCCCUUCCCUUCUCGUCCGCCUGCCGCCGCCAUGGGUCUCAUGGUGAAGGCCUCCUCCCUCCUGACGGUGCUCCUGGCCGUCAUAGCAUCUUCAGGAGCUGUCCAGAAGUCCUAUUUCUACCACUUCGGUCGGGACGCAGGGGAUACAAGCCUCCCUCCUUUCGACGACAUUUCGUCUCCGGAAAUCAGCCUAAGAGUGCCAAUCGUCUUCUUUGAUCAAGUUUACAAUUCCAUAUUCGUCAACAGCAAUGGCUUCGUCUCCUUCUUGACGGAAAUCCCUCAGUUCUUCAACAUUCAGUUCCCUCUCGAGUACCCUAUGAUCGCGCCUCUCUAUUCCGAUGUGGACGCUCGCGAGGCCGGGGAGAUAUGGUACAGAGAAACUUCCGACCCGACGACGGUGUCUCGAGUCACGCGCGAACUUCGGGAGCAGUUCAGCAGCGCGAAGGCCUUCACUCCCUCGGGCGUCUUCCUCGUGACCUGGGACGGCGUUGGCCCCUUCAGCCAGCGCAAGGACAGGAUCAACACCUACCAGCUGGUCAUCGCCACAGACGGCAAAGACUCAUACGUCAUGUUCCACUACGCCGAGGGAGGUAUCCAGUGGCUCCAGGGGGACGGCAAGAACCCCAGCAUGCCCGACGCCAGGUGCCAAGCCGGCCUCAUCUCCGGGGACGGCCGGUUCACCACUCUCAAGGGCUCAGGCACCGACCAGGUCCGGAAUCUGGACACGUGGAGCAACAGCGGCACCCCCGGCGUGUGGAUGUUCCGCGUGGGCCAGCUUGCCCUCGACCAGACCGUACUUCCCCCGGACCUCUCCUCCCACGAAGCGAGCAGCCCUCAGGCGAAGGACGAGCCCGGUUCGUGUGCCUUGCAUGGCUCCGUCUGCCACUCCCACUCCGAGUGCACCGACUACACUCCGGGCUUCUGUUGCAGCUGCGUCGACACCCACUUUGGCAACGGACUCAACUGUCUCAAGAAGGGUGAGAUUAAAGGCGGCUUGGACGUCUUCAACAACAUCCAGGUGAAGACGACCAUCACGGGCUCGAUCCCUACCGUUCCCCUCGGCUCCAAGAUCGAGAUGGAUGCCUUCAACGAGGAGUAUACCAGGGUCGAAGCCAGUGGUGGUGGUGUGGUGGAGAUUGUGUUGGCGGUGGUGUGGUGUUUGAGAUUGUGUUGGUGGUUGUGUGGUGUUGGAGAUUGUGUUGGUCAGUUACGAGCGAGGUCAAGCAGGGUCUUCCGCCUCAAGGGUCAGACGAUCGACACUCCCUUCAGCGUGGAAACCACCUUGGACUAUGACGAGUGUGACUGGAAGCCUCGGACACCUGAAGAAGAUGAGACCAUCAGGCUAAAGGUGGCGGAGAACAUCUUCAUUCAGUACGACGCACCAGAGCAGAUCGUUCGUUAUGCUCUCUCCGCGAAAGUGUCGCCGCUCGAUGAGCCCGACCCUUGUGUUGAAGGGCGGAGGACGUGUGGGCAGAACAGCCAGUGCGUCGUAGAUGGAGAUAAUUACAGGUGUGUCUGUGAACGCGGUUACGAGGAAGUCUACGAUUCAACCAUCAACAAAGCCCUAUGUCUGGAUGUCAACGAGUGCAACACAGGCCGUGACAACUGCCAUGCUGAUGCCUUCUGCGUCAACAGCCCCGGCGGGUUCACUUGUUCCUGCAAGGAGGGAUUUGUGGGCGACGGAAUCGAGUGCCGGAGAGAAGCGAGCUGCGGCAGAAUUCCCUGUGACCCCAGUGCCGUGUGUGACUUCAGAGGGCCUACUCCUCGCUGCGUGUGUCGACCUGGCUACGUCGGAGAUGGAUUCGUGUGCACUCUGGAUCAAGGCGAGAGUCUGAUCGACCAACAGCGAGACUGUAUCGACGCCGACAUCUGCAGUCUUUACGCUGACUGUGUCUAUGACGACGAAGUGCGAGGUUUCCGCUGCGUCUGCGCCCCGGGAUAUUUGGGAGACGGACUCACCUGCACAAGGGAGAGAACGACAGAGGGCUGUGAGACCUCCGCCGACUGCUCGGCCGAUGCAAUCUGCAACGAGACACCGGAGGGAAAGAGGUGUGAGUGCCAGCCGGGAUUUUCCGGCGAUGGAUACAUCUGCAACGGCCGACAGCUGCCCCCAUACCAACCCGAGGUACCCUACCAGCCGUACCAACCCAAUGAUCCUUAUGCACAGGGUGAAUAUGAGCAGCCGUUCCAACCUUACCAGCCGGAGGAGCCGUACCAACCUUACCAGCCAGAGCAGCCGUACCAACCUUACCAGCCAGAGCAGCCGUACCAACCCUACCAGCCUGAACGGCCGUACCAACCUUACCAACCGGAGGAACCAUACCAACCACAGGAACCACAACAACCAUUAGAUGCUGGAGAGAAUCCCGAGCCCGAGUGCCUCUUCGGUGUGUGUUGGUGCCCAGAUGCCUACCAGUACGACAAGGACAGGAACUUGUGCAUCGCUGGUGACACUUCGAUAUCUCAGGCCGAGCACUACGGCCCCAAACCCCACUGUAGCGCAGCGAAGUGCGUGUGUCCCGAAGGCUACAGCUAUAGCCCCAUUUUCGAGACCUGUGACCCGGACGAGAUCGAAGCACGCCCUCUCCCGACGUGUUUCCUGGGCAGAUGUAGCUGUAUUAAGGGUUAUGCCUACGACGACCGCUACCACGACUGUCGGGCAGACCACACGCCGGGCUACGACUACUCUGUCAAGGGUGGUGGAUACAGGCAACGCGAACCAUGCAACAAGGUUAAUAAUUGCCACAGCAACGCACAGUGUAUCUACGAUGGAUACAGUGAGCAGUAUAGGUGUCAGUGUAACGCUGGAUAUGACGGUGACGGCUACUUUUGUAACGAACUGGAUGUAUCCUGCGACUCGGUGGACAUUUGCCACAUCCAUGCUCAGUGUGUCUAUGAUGACUAUGAGCUCAAGCACGUGUGUGUGUGUCUGCCAGGUUACCAGGGUGACGGAUUGGUAUGCACCCCAUUAGAUCAGUGUAGCAGUGUCCAGGACUGUGAUGUUAACGCCCAGUGCCUCUACGACAGUGCCAGUAGACGGUACAAGUGCCAGUGCAAUGAGGGAUACGAAGGAGAUGGCACUUCUUGUUCUCCUAGAAGAGAGGCAAGUUGCAACAUCAUCAACAACUGUGACGUCAAUGCUGAGUGUAUCUAUGACUCGUAUGCGCUGGCUUACCGGUGCCAGUGCCGCUCUGGUUUCGAGGGAGAUGGCACCUUCUGUACAGCCACUGAGGUGGGUUGUAACGUGGUGUACAAUUGCGGCGACAAUGCAGAGUGUGCAUAUGACAUCAACGUCUCCGGGUACAGGUGUUCUUGCAGAGAGGGUUUCGACGGCGAUGGCUACUUCUGCAGAUCGUCCAGGUCAUGCCAGGUCGAGCCGUCGGUAUGCCACCCUCAGGCCUCGUGUAUGCCCGACGCCCUCUCCCCCUUCGGCUACUCCUGCAGGUGCCGUAGUGGCUACACUGGCGACGGAUAUAACUGCCAAGAGGCUCCUGACCACGAGAAGAACCUGCUGCUCAUCAACCAAGGGCUCUCUGUUCUCCGCAUGCCCGCCGACCCGCGCGCUGGAGGCGGGUUCCCGAUCCACGUCGAGCCUUUUAUGACGGCUGUCGGCGCGGACGUUGACUGCUUGCAAGGAAAGUACUACUGGACGGACGUUGGCUCGGCGUCCAUCAGGUCUUCGAAGUACGACGGCUCGGAGCGAAAGCCGGUCGUGUCGGGAGUUGACAUCGGUUCACCUGAAGACGUAGCUGUUGACUGGAUCUCAGGAAACGUUUACUGGACUGAUUCAGUGAACGACGUCGUCGCUGUGGCAUCUAUUGAGACAGGAAAACGCAAGACGAUUAUUGAAAGUGGCCUGGUCAAUCCCCGAGGCAUUGCUGUGCAUCCAGGUCGUGGCCUCCUCUUCUGGAGCGACUGGAACCGCUUCGGACCCAAGAUCGAGGUGUCGGGUCUGGACGGGUCGAACCGCCGGGUCCUCGUCGAGACGGACAUCUCCCUCCCGAAUUCUCUCGUGGUUGACUACGACACCCAGACUCUGUGCUGGGCCGACGCGGGGACGCACAAGAUCGAGUGCAUCGGCGUGGCGGGCAGCGGACGGCGGACGGUGAUGGAGGGCGCGCUUUACCCCUUCGGCCUCACCACCCUCGGCCAGGACUUCUUCUACACGGACUGGAACGACACGAGGAUCCACGUCGUGAACAGAUACUCCGGCAUCGAGUCUCCCUCUCGCGCCCCUCCCCCCGGCGGCUCAGGGAGGCUGUAUGGCAUCGCGGCCGUUCCUCACGCUUGUCCUCCAGUGUCGAACGUCUGCGGAGUGAGUCAUGGCGGCUGCCCUGCUACCCACCUGUGCCUGCCCAAUGGCCGCGGUGGGCGGACGUGUGCUUGUACGACCCACCCACCUAGUGGCGAAGACGACCAGUGUGUCGACUACAACUAUUAAGUGUCUUCCAGGCUCCAGCUGCUGAACGAGGUGACACUAUCAACUGUAAGCGUCGACUCUCGUUGGAACAAGGAAUUGAAAAGAAGAACAUGAAAUAACAGUUUCUUUUAUACAGUGACCAGUAUGUUAUUUGCACAGAUGGGACGUUGAAAAGAUAUAUUGUUGUAUCAUGGAUAUUUAGUGAUUAUUAUUAUUUUUUUUUUUUUUUUUUUAUUUGAAGGGGUAAAUUGAACUAUUUUUUUGUUUUGUUUUUGUCGGGGGAUCUUGCAAAUAUUGAGAAUGUGUUAAUUAACGAAUCAGUUAUUUUCUGGGCUAAUGGACUAUGCAUACGGAUCUUGAUCUUAUAUAUCAGGUUGUGAUUCAGAAAAAAACAAACUUUUAUCUUUGAAAAAAAAAAAUGUUAAAAAUAAUUCUUUAUUUUUUGGUUAAGGGAUACGUGUUAGUUCUGAGAAUCCAAUAGAUGUUAAUUAUGUAACCUUUUUACCUGUUCAUCUUAAUAUUCGCGUUUUUAAGAAUACUAAGAAAGAAUCAUAUAUUUCACAGCUGAGAGAAUGUUCAUAUUUCCGCUAGACCUGUUUCACUGAACAACGAUAGACAAUUGUGAAAGUAAAAUCUAACACUGCCAACGUAGAACAAGCCAUUUGAAAAGAACAUUGAACAUUUCCCUUAUAACGGAUUAGAUACAAUAAAUGAGGAACAAAGAUUUAGGACAAAAAGUUUUACAUGUGUUCAAUAUGUAUUAGAAUGUUAAUCUUAAGCCCCACCUUGUGCUUUUGCCUUUUGUAGAUAAAGGUUGGAAUGGGAAGGCUUAAUUCCACUUUGAGAAAUAUUUCAUCGGUCCUUUCGAUUAUUACAUCAGAGUUGAAUGUCGAAAGGCCAGGGACGUAUUUUUCGUUAUGGAAUUAAAUGUCUGAUUCUUAAACCUUAUUGUUUUAUAUGUCUUUUUUCGACUUACGUUUAGGUGCAGUUCUUAAUGUUGAAUUUCGUGGGAACAUGUCGAUGUUGUGAAGUCUUCCUUUUAUUGUCGUACUGUAAAAUUAAUUCUAAAAAAAAAUAAUGUUGCAUUACUAUUAGAGUACUGUAAAUGUAUUGAAGUUGGAACUAUGGACCUGUUUGCUAAGAAUUAAACGGCUGUACAAGCUAU
Molecule: messenger RNA, 5916 nt
Organism: Penaeus chinensis
Lineage: Eukaryota; Metazoa; Arthropoda; Malacostraca; Decapoda; Penaeidae
Product: nidogen-like
Exons: 31
Coding region: 363-4772 (1469 amino acids)
Biological process (GO): cell-matrix adhesion
Molecular function (GO): calcium ion binding
Source: RefSeq, a predicted model, not a curated record